AUGGAGGAAGAUCCUAGACAGAAGUUUAAAGAGAAAGCUAUCAAUGAAUUAUCAAGGCUUGGAUUCACUGGGACUGAAAUCAUGAAUGCUACUAGCAUAUUUGCCAAAGCUCCAGAAGAAAUGCAUAUGAUGCUUGCACUCCCACAGAAUCUGAGGAGGGGGUAUGUUAAGAAAACGCUUGGUAAGUUAAAUUCAUGCACUAUUACCUUGUUCUGA
Triticum turgidum subsp. durum (durum wheat) is the source of this 216-nucleotide messenger RNA. The record is from the annotation of a GenBank genome assembly. NCBI's taxonomy places the organism in Eukaryota, Viridiplantae, Streptophyta, Magnoliopsida, Poales, Poaceae.